Molecule: messenger RNA, 2001 nt
Organism: Raphanus sativus (radish)
Lineage: Eukaryota; Viridiplantae; Streptophyta; Magnoliopsida; Brassicales; Brassicaceae
Product: histone-lysine N-methyltransferase MEDEA-like
Exons: 15
Coding region: 246-1115 (289 amino acids)
Biological process (GO): chromatin remodeling
Molecular function (GO): histone methyltransferase activity
Source: RefSeq, a predicted model, not a curated record
AAUGUUGUCAAUUCUACUUGGUCUGUGCUUUAAUGGUUUUUCGUGGUUUUGUUUAGGAAAAUCAUGAAGAUAAUAAUUUGCAUCCAGAACUGAAUCAAAUCAAGGAAAGCAUCGAAAGAGAAAGGUUUCUGCACAUUCAGGAAUCAUUUGCGGAUAGACCAAGUGUGGUUACUCAUGCUGCAUAUCAACAUUCUAUUGCCUCAACCCGGGGUGCUGGGGUAAAUAAUGAUGGAGGGGACAACAAAAUGCUUUCUUUGAGAACGAAAACACCACUCCAUAUUUUCAAAUAUAAUCCUGCAGAAGAAUUUACAUCUACAAUUCCCAAGAAACAAGUUACCAAGCUUCCAAUUGUUAAACAGCUACCUCGAGCGAUUACCUGGGUUUUCACGGAUAGUAAUAAGCUAAUGGCUGAAAGUGAUUCUGUGAUCGGUAAGAAACAAAUCAUUUAUUUCAAUGGCCAUGCAGAGGAAUUGAGCAGCGACGACAAAGUAGAUGAAGAAGAAACAGAGAAAGAAAAACUGGAAUUUUCCAAUGAUGCAUAUCAGUUUAUAUGGGAGGUUGGGAAAAAACAUAAUUUAGAUGACUUGUUGGUGCAAAGUGCUCUCUCCAAGUUCUUCGAAUUAGAUGUUUCAGAUAUCUUGGAAAGAUUCAAUGAGGUCAAGAAGUUUAAGAUCAAUCAAAGAGAUAUUGGUGAAGUUUCUGAUAUACGCAUAUUUACUUUUUUUCUGGAGACUACUGAUAGGCAUUUUUGCCGUCGUUGCUUGAGAUUUGAUUGUCGUGAGCAUGAAGACUAUCAGCAUGACGUCUACACUGUGACUUUGGCUUGUCAGAAAGAAAUCCAAUCUGAUUUUUUUGAGAAGGAAAAUGUUAGAAAACCAUGCAGUAACCAUUGCUACCUUAAGCUAAGGGGUCUCACAGAAGCUGAUCAUAUGGUGGAUAAUGAUAACUCUACAUCAAAGAAUAAGGGGAAGAAUGUGGUCUCAGAGCUCCACAUAGGAAUCCACGUAGAUAAUUCGCCUCUCCAGAAGCUGACAUGUGUCCACCUACGCCAAACGCACCGUAUCAUUUAUUCCUCACCGUCGUGGGCGUUUGCGUGUUCUGAGUUUGGGCUGUGAAAUUUAAAACUGUUUCUGGCCCGAAAGAAUAUAUCUCACCUCCAAACCCUAAUCAGCUGUGGUCGUCUUUCAUCAUCCUGUGACGGCGACUCAAUGCCGUUUGCUCUUCUUCUCACCAACUCAAACGUUCCGAGUAAAGGCUUCGUUAUUAAUCCCAUUUAUUCGCUCCCCCACCACUAUAUAAGCUACGUAUUUCUCCGUCUCGAAUCAGGGAGCUGCAGAUCAAUUCCGGCGGAACCCAAAGAGACGGUCAAUGGUCUUGGUGAAGAUAAAACAGUGAUGAUCAAUCUGAGGCAAGAGUAAAAAAAAACCGAUAUCUUUGGAGAGUCUGUUUAUGGUAGUGGCUGAUGAUCUACAGUCUGAACGACAAACUUCUCUUGAUUGUUGGUGCAGAAAACCCGGUUCUGAUAUCUGGGCUGAGCAAAUAGUCAGUGCUGGUGGUUAACUACUUCCCUUCAAGGUAUGACCCAGUUCGCCAUGCAGAGAAUUAUCCAACUCCACCUGCAGUCUGCUAUGUAAAACGUGGAGGGCCAUGUAUUAUUGAGAAAGAGAACAACUUCAAGGAGCCUAGAGAUUGCAAUUGUUCCUUCACACCAGAGAGGCAAGAACGUCGGUCGAUGGAUUGAUGCUCUGUCACCCCUCCCAUCACACAUGAAAUCUGCAGCAUCUGGAUAUCUUGCAGGUCCCAGGCUGAUAAGUCACUGGGACAGAAGCUGGCAAGCCGUCUGAACGUGAGACCAAGCAUCUAAAACGAGUGAACAAGAUUCUCGAUUGGUCGUUCUGUGGUUCCAACAGACGAGAGAAAAAAGAUGGGAAGACAUCAGAUGUGCCAUGGAUAUAAUCUUCAUCAUGUGUAUCCUGUGUGUUGUGUAGUAAUAUUUUUUGU